GAACGGAAAGCAACUUCCGGCUGCAGUCAUUCUGCCGGGCACCGGCGACCUGUGGCGUGAGAGAGCGCGGCGGAAACCCUCAACUAGCUGGCAUUCAUACCAUCCUUUAUAGUGAUGCUACAGGACAAAGAGGAAUGGAUAAAAACAUUGGUGAGCAACUCAAUAGAGCAUAUGAAGCCUUCCGACAGGCAUGCAUGGAUAGAGAUUCAGCAGUAAGAGAGCUACAGCAAAAGACUGAGAACUAUGAACAAAGAAUACGCGAGCAACAGGAACAGCUGUCAUUUCAACAAACUCUUAUUGACAGGCUAAAAUCACAGCUGCUUCUUGUGGAUUCUAGUCGAGAUAACAGUUAUGGCUAUGUACCUUUGCUUGAAGGCAGUGACAGAAGGAAGAAUAAUUUGACCCUUGAUGAACCACAUGAUAAAGUGAAACUAGGAACACUGAGAGAUAAGCAAUCAAAGGUGAGAAGACAAGACGUUUCUUCUGGAAAAGAAACCUCAAAGGAUCUCAGCAUCCCUUUGCAUCACGAAAGGGAUAAUAUAGAGAAGACUUUCUGGGACCUUAAAGAAGAAUUUCAUAGGAUAUGCUUGCUAGCAAAAGCACAGAAAGACCACUUAAGCAAACUUAAUAUACCAGAUAUUGCAACUGACACACAGUGUUCUGUGCCUAUACAGUGUACUGAUAAAACAGAUAAACAAGAAGCUCUGUUUAAGCCCCAGGCUAAAGAUGAUAUAAAUAGAGGUAUGUCGUGCGUCACGUCUGUCACACCAAGAGGACUGGGCCGGGAUGAGGAAGAUACCUCUUUUGAAUCACUUUCUAAAUUCAAUGUCAAGUUUCCGCCUAUGGACAAUGACUCUACUUUUCUACAUAGCACUCCAGAGACACCGAACAUCGUUACUCCUGCCACACCUGAGGCAGUGUGCCAGGACCGAUUUAAUAUGGAAGUCAGAGACAACCCAGGAAACUUUGUUAAAACAGAAGAAACUUUAUUUGAAAUUCAGGGAAUUGACCCCAUAACUUCAGCUAUACAAAACCUUAAAACAACUGACAAAACAAAACCCUCAAAUCUUAGAGCUCCGUGUUUGCCAGCUGGAGACCAUAAUGUGUUCUAUGUAAAUACGUUCCCACUUCAAGACCCGCCUGACGCACCUUUUCCCUCACUGGAUUCCCCAGGAAAGGCUGUCCGAGGACCACAGCAGCCCUUUUGGAAGCCUUUUCUUAACCAAGACACUGACUUAGUGGUACCGAGUGAUUCAGACUCAGAACUCCUUAAACCUCUAGUGUGUGAAUUCUGUCAAGAGCUUUUCCCACCAUCCUUUACAUCCAGAGGGGAGUUCCUCCGGCAUCUUAAUACACACUUUAAUGGAGAGACUUAAAUCACAUUUGAAAACAGACAUAUCAUGUUCACUGUGAUGAUUUUGGAUUUGUAAUGCUAUAGAAUGCUUGCUUGUAAGCUAAAUUUAAGGUCGUUUAUAAAAGGAAUUCAUUGUCACA
This is a messenger RNA of Arvicanthis niloticus (Nile rat), 1494 nucleotides long. RefSeq names its product TRAF family member associated NFKB activator (gene Tank). Gene Ontology annotation, biological process: negative regulation of canonical NF-kappaB signal transduction. NCBI's taxonomy places the organism in Eukaryota, Metazoa, Chordata, Mammalia, Rodentia, Muridae. The record is from RefSeq and is a predicted model, not a curated record.